This is a messenger RNA of Mus pahari (shrew mouse), 4494 nucleotides long. Its product is annotated as zinc finger protein 790. Bases 374 to 2716 code for a protein of 780 amino acids. The transcript is spliced from 5 exons. Lineage: Eukaryota; Metazoa; Chordata; Mammalia; Rodentia; Muridae. The record is from RefSeq and is a predicted model, not a curated record. Gene Ontology annotation, biological process: regulation of DNA-templated transcription.
UCGACUUCCUGCUGGAAGUUGGGGCCACAGACCGGAAUGUAGGACCCCAGCAUCUAAGACCAACCCAACAGUGGCAGUCUGACCAAGAGGAAGCCAACCUCGUCCUGUAGAUGACAGAGUCCGCAAUGACAGCCCUGUGUGUGUGUGAGAGACAGCAUAGGGAGAUUAGAUUGCAUGCACGGCUGGAUCUGGGAGGAGUUAAACGGCAGAGAAACUGCGAGAAAACGGCCUUUGUACUGGUCCACUUAAACAGUCUGUGGAAAGCCAGCUGCCUCACGGUUCUCUUCCCUGUGCGCUGUCUCCUCAGGAGCUGGCCUCAUCAACAUAGGAACCAAGGCGAGGACCGACGGGUCACUUAUAGGAGUUUCCAGUCAUGGCCCACGUAAUGACAUUCAGAGAUGUAGCCGUAGACUUUUCUCCGGAGGAGUGGGAGUGUCUGAGCCUGGACCAAAGGAGUUUAUACCGAGACGUGAUGCUGGAGAACUACAGCCACCUCCUCUCAGUGGGGCUUUGCAUUUAUCAACCACAUGGGUUCCCUGUGCCGGAGAAGGAGCAAGAUGCCUGCAUGGAUUUGGGCAAUGAGCCGAGCAGAUUUUACCCAGGUACAGAUUCCCGGUGGCAGAUGAAGAAAGCCCUACGGACAAACAACACGUGUGCCACUCGGUUGUCCCACUGGGAGGUAAUGGGAACGGAGCCAGACCACGGGCUUGCAGGCUCGUGUCCUGCAGCUGACUGGGAAGGCAAAGGUCAGGAGCCACCACAGAGUGAGAAUCAAGAGGAAACUCUCCAGCAAAUGACACCCACUUGUGACAAACUGCCCCUUCUGAAUCUGCUCACGGCUCUUAAUCAUUGUCCAAGACUGAGGCUAGCAGAGAAAACCAAGGAAGUCAAAUCUGAAAAAUCCUUUAGUUUUGCACCAGAGCCCGCUCAGCCUCAGCUCAUUCACACAGAUGAGAAACUCGAGGAAGAUAAAAAAUUCGGAAAGACCUUCCCUCCUGGCCCUAAGCUUACUCGCUACCGAGCGGUUCAGGACGGCAAGAAGGCAUUUCAGUGUGACCAGUGUGGCAAGGCUUUCAGCUUCCGUUCUAGCCUCACUGGUCACAAGAGAAUUCACACCGGGGAGAAGCCCUUCACGUGUAAGGAGUGUGGGAAGGCCUUCAGAUUUCACUCGCUGCUCAGUGUCCACGUUCGGACUCACACUGGCGAGAAGUCUUACGAGUGUAAGGAGUGUGGAAAGUACUUUAAUUACAGCUCAGACCUGACUCGACAUCACCGGAUCCACACGGGAGAAAAGCCCUAUCAGUGUAGGGAAUGUGGGAAAGCUUUCAGCUGUGGCUCAGACCUGACUCGUCACGAGAGGAUCCAUACCGGCGAGAAGCCCUACGAGUGUAAUGAGUGUGGAAAGGCCUUUAUCCAGCAGUCACAUCUCAUUAAACAUCAGAGAAUCCACACAGGUGAGAAACCUUACAUAUGCAAGGAGUGUGGGAAAGCCUUCACGUGCGGGUCGCAAUUAAGUCAACAUAGGAAGAUUCAUACUGGCGAUAAAUUGCAUAAAUGUAAAGAAUGUAAAAACUCCUUUAGUUUCGCCUUAGAUCAUACCCAGAGGCAGUUAAUUUACAUCGGUGAGAAGUUCUUUGAAGAUAAGGAGAACGGGGAGGCCUUCCUUCCAGACGCAGAGGUUCCCCGGUGUGAGACAGUUCACACUGGUAAGAAACUGUACGAGUGUAAAGAGUGUGGCAAGGCUUUUAGUCUGCGCUCCAUCGUCAGUAGUCUUAAAAAGAUCCAUAACAGGGAAAAGCUUUUUAAAUGUAAGGACUGUGAAAAGGCCUUCCGUUGCCCCUCAGACCUCUCUCGACAUCAGAAGAUUCACACUGGCGAGAAGCCCUACAAGUGUAAGGAAUGUGGGAAGGGCUUUAUUUGCAGGUCCGACCUUGGCCGGCAUCAGAGAGUUCACACCGGUGUGAAGCCUUACGUGUGUAAGGAGUGUGGGAAAGCUUUCACUCGAGGGGCACACCUGACUCAACAUCAGAAAAUUCAUAAUAAGAAAUCACAUGAAUUCGGUGAAGGAGAGAAGGCUUUUAGUUCUGGUUUAGAACACACUCCGCACUCCUUGAUUCCUACGGGUGAGAAACUCUGGGAAGGUAAGGAAUACGGAGAAGCCGUCCUUCGUGACCCAGAACGGACUCAACUUCAGACUGCUAAGACAGCGUAUGACUGUAAGGAGAAGGGCAAGGACUUUAGUUGGCAUUCACAUGAUACAGAUCUCAAGACAAUUCAUAUUCAGGAGAAACGUUUUCAAUGCAAGGAAUGCCCGAAAGCCUUUAGAUACAGCUCAGAACUGACCCGCCAUCAGAGACUCCAUACUGGAGAAAAGCCGUAUAAAUGUCAGGAGUGCUGGAAAGCUUUUGCUUCUGCGUCAGACCUCGCCCGGCACCAGAGGAUUCACACUGGUGAGCGGCCCUAUGAGUGUAACGAAUGUGGAAAAGCCUUUAUUCAACAGUCGCAUCUCAUUAAACAUCAGAGAGUUCACAGUGUCGAGCAGCCCAAGGACGUGAUGGGUGCAGAGAAGCCGUCGCUUGGCAGUCCAAUGCUAUUAAACAUGAGAGAGUUCACACUGGUCAACAAUCUUAUAAAUUUAAGGAGUGUUGGAAAGAUUCUGCUCAUGGCUCAGCUCAAUCCUUGUCAGAAGAUUUAUACUGAUGAGAAAUUAAGUUAAGGUGGGGGACUUGGGAAAGCCUAUUUCUGGGUCUCAAAUUACCCAGCACUAGAGUGUCCGCAUUGGUGGGAAAUCUACAGCAGAUCUGGGGAAGCCUUUAGCUGUAACUCAAGUCUCUGUCCAUGUCAGUCCAUGGGGUAGAGAAUCCUACAGUGUAAACAAUGUGGAGGCUUUCGUGGGUUCACAUCUUGCUCAGAGGGAGAAAAUUCAUGAGAAGAAACUGGAUAUAAGGAAUAUGGACAGACCUUUCUUCAUGGUUCAAAUUUUAAUAGACACCUGUAAAAUCAUGCUGACUAAGAGAACUGAAUUCAAGGAAUUUGGAAACAUUUAUUCAUGAUUCUGCACUUAACUGAUAAGUAAAUUCUCAAAAGGGACCUGAGAGAUUGAGGCAAUGCCCUUCAGGUUUACAGCUGUGCAGAACAGCCUGGCAAGCAACCCGGCUACCCCAGAAAGGCAGGAAAGCUUUCAUCUUGGAUUUGCCUCUCACAUGACAGGAAGUUCAUGCUGGCACAGAGCCCCACAAAUGUCUGAAGUGAUUUUAGUUACCAUGUCAGCUUGGGUCAACACCUGCACGUGUACACUUUCUCCCGUGGCGUGAAGCCCUGAGCUGUGUGUGCUGAACACAGCGUCUUGUUUCUUAGCCGCACCCGGCCCUCACGGUUAAGGAAGCCAUGAAGAUAAACAUGUUGAGAUGUUUUUCUAAGAGCUUACAUGUUUCACUACUGUGUUUUCUUGUGACACAAAAACAAGAAAAGCUAAUUUAUUUCUAACUCAUUGAGUUCAUUUUUUUUCUUUUUCUUUUUUUUUUUUUUUUUUUUUUAAGAGCUUUUGGCAAAAUAAUGUGUCUGUCGUCCAAAGUCAUGAUAUGAUUGCUGUUAGUUUAGGAAAAACCUUACUGGUGGGUCACUUAUGUAUGGUGAGGAUGCCUUAUAAGAGAAGUGACAUACGACUCUAUGGUAGAGUAUUUGCAGUGACAUGUAAAAGUGUAACGUAUGUGAGACAUGAUUUUUAUAUGUGUAUUACUUUCUAGAGAAACUUUGAAGUGCUUGUUUUUUGAUACAACAUAAAAAAUCCAAAAGAAUUUUUUAAAAACUCAGAGUUGCAUUUUAAAAGUUCUCUGAGAGCUGGAGAUGUGGUUCAGUUGGUAGAGCGCUUGUUUGGCACGCACGAAGCCCUGGGUCUGUUCUCCAGCUGCGUAGCCAGGCUUUGAGGCAUAUGCCUGAGUCUAGUACUCAAAAGUUCAGGGGCAUAACUGGACUACCUAGUGAAUUCAAGGCCAACCAGGAACUCAUGGGACUGUCUCAAAGGAAAAAGAAAAUCACGUCCCGCUAAGGCUACCAGAGAUCCAUAAUAUGUAUUUAUAUAACGUGUAUAUUCUGUGGAAGAGAAGAAAGUCCUGUGGAGAAUCUGUAGGCUUAUUUAGCAUAAUUCUUAUAUUUGAAAAGUUUCAGUUAUAAAGGUAAAUGAAAAAUUACAGGAGAGGUGAGCCUAGCAUGGAAAGAGAUGAUGAUGCUGGCUUCUCGUUUGAGCGUUUCUUGUGGGUGGAUGACAGUUCUGAAUGGUGCAGACGUAUGUUUAGCUCAGUCCUGGGUGUCAUACAAGUGUAGUCCCUGGUACCUCUCUUAGUACUGUGUGCUGCGCAGUUGUGGGUAAGUGUACAUACAGGACAGUUAAGUGUGUCUCAUGUGCAUGUCAUUCUGAAAUUAUUGUCAUCUAUGAACUUUAACCACAUGGAGAAUUUUGUCAUAUAUCUUUAUUGUAAUAAAGCCAUAUUCCUU